UUGUGAUUCAUUAUGCACGAAAAAUUUUGUUUUGUGAAAAGAAAUCAUUGAACUAUAUCGAUACUAACUGAACGAAUAUUUGACCAUCUAUUUGUCCAACUCUCCGCAUUACGGUUUUUCAAAUUCACGAUGAGCAGAAAAUGUACUUGAGUUUACCUGUUUACCUAAUUUGAGGAAAAAUGAUCUUCAGGGGAGUUCUGGUUCUGACCUUGGCAUUACUCUACGUAGAUGCACAAAAUACCUGCGACCUGAUUGAAUGGACCGGAGGUCAAUUCGACUGGCCCAACGAAGCAACAAAAUCAAUCUACAAAUCAUCAGGCCGGUAUAUCCCCAAGCACAUCAUCGCCACAAGAGCACAAAUCUUCAAAGAUGACAUCUUCGUAGCUCUGCCAAGAUACAAACCCGGUGUGCCAGUCACCCUAGCCAGAAUAGGACUGAAACAGAGGGGAGCUGAAGCCAUCCUCACCCCCUUCCCCUGUUGGGCUUCUCAAGAAGAAGGAGACUGUAAUGCCCUUCAGUCCGUUGUGGAUCUCUAUCUGGAUGAAAACAAUAUCCUUUGGGUUCUGGAUACUGGUGUUGUCAACUCUUUGGAACAGCCCCUGCGUAGGAUGCCCCCAAGGGUGAUAGGAAUCAACGUUCUGAACGGAAAGAAGGUCAAAACCUUGGACCUCUGUGGACUGGUUGCUCAAGCCUCUCGUUUGCAAUACUUGGUUGUUGAAUACGCUCCUGAUGGCAGGCCCUUCGUCUAUGUUAGUGAUGCCGCUACUAGAUCCAUCCUUGUCUUCGACGUUGCUGGAAACAGAGGAUACAGAGUAGUCUUACCCAAAGUUGUUGCUAACUGCAGAAGAGAUGUCCUCUAUAUCGCUCUAGUCCACAGAGCUGGCUGCAACAACAACCAACUGAUCAUCACAUACUUGUCCGGUGCCAGAAUCUUCCAGAUCCGUACCGAGUACCUAAGAGCAGGCUGCGCAGCUGGCAAGAUCCAAGAUCUUGGCAAAAAAGAAAACAAAAUCGUCGUCCUUGGAACUGAUCUCGGAAAUGCCCUCUUCUUCAGAUUCGAGGGUGAGCGGGAAGUUUACAGAUGGGAGGUAGGACCUUGCUUCACCGGUUACAAGGUUGUUUACAAAUCCCCGGAAAGUUACCUCGCCACCCACGCCAUCCCGGAUGUGUCCAGGAGGAGGAUUCGUGUAUUGGAGAGCAACUUCCCCGAUUACAUCCAGAACACUGUUGGAUGCGGUGCCAACCAAAGAGUAUCUUUGAUGAUCAGCGCAAUCAACAAAGAUUGAAUAUUGUGAUCUCAUUAUUAUAUAAUGUACGUAAUGUGUCAAUAAAUUUUUCGGUUAGUUGUUUAUACUUUA
Messenger RNA from Leptinotarsa decemlineata (Colorado potato beetle), 1358 nucleotides. RefSeq names its product L-dopachrome tautomerase yellow-g2 (gene yellow-g2). Gene Ontology annotation, cellular component: extracellular region. The record is from RefSeq and is a predicted model, not a curated record. NCBI's taxonomy places the organism in Eukaryota, Metazoa, Arthropoda, Insecta, Coleoptera, Chrysomelidae.